AUGUUAUUUUUACUAAGAUCCAAGCGUAUACUAAGAUAUUUAAGUGCUUCUCAAAGUCAGUGUCGGUGUAAAAGUGAUGUCAGACUUAGUAAUUUAAAAAAUAAAAUAACACAGGGCCCAGGAUUAAAGGAUUUCAUUAUGGAAUCAACUGGUGCAUCUGAAGUUAUCACUCAUCGUCCUUAUAUACCGUACUUACCAGAUAUUAUUCAAGAUACUUCGAAACGAAAGGUUUAUUUCGAUGUGUAUGGGUGCCAAAUGAACCUGAAUGAUACAGAAAUUGUGUGGUCAAUAUUAAAGAAGGAGGGUUUCGAAAAGACGGAAAUUGAAGAAGAAGCAGAUGUUUUCUUAGUUAUGACAUGUGCUAUCAGGGAAGGUGCUGAAACAAAAAUAUGGCACAGAUUAGACCAUCUUAGAGGUUUCAAGAGAAGGCGUUCAUUAGUAAAAAAUAUGAAACCCAUUAAGAUUGGGAUUCUUGGUUGCAUGGCGGAACGGUUAAAAGAGAAGUUGAUAGAAAAAGAAAAGGCUGUUGAUGUUGUUGCUGGUCCAGACAGUUACCGUGAUCUUCCUCGACUGCUGGCUGUGACAGAGAGUGGUCAAACGGCCGUGAAUGUUCUAUUGUCACUCGAUGAGACAUACGCUGAUGUGGUCCCAGUUAGGUUGAACAAGAACAGUGUGUCUGCUUUUAUAUCUAUAAUGCGGGGAUGUGACAAUAUGUGUACAUACUGCAUCGUACCGUUCACACGAGGUCGAGAACGCUCAAGACCUAUCAGUUCUAUUGUGGAUGAAGUGAAGCACUUGUCUGAUAGUGGUGUGAAGGAAGUCACCCUACUGGGACAAAACGUUAAUAGCUAUAGAGAUGUUACACAGAACACUGACAAGUUCGAUACUAGCAUGGCUAAAGGUAAGCAAAUUGUUAAGAAAACUAAGAGUUUAAAAUUAUUAGUGAAGGAAAGGAAGAAACAAAUUCUUGGAAAGGGAGGUCUAAGGUUCGCUGACCUCUUAGACAAAGUUUCUUCUGUGGAUCCCGAGAUGAGAAUCAGAUUUACAGCAGCACACCCCAAAGACUUUCCUGAUGAAGUGUUGCAGGUGAUAGCAUCUCGUCCUAACAUCUGCAAGUCCCUCCACCUGCCAGCACAGUCUGGCUCCAGCGAGGUGUUGGAGCGAAUGAGGCGUGGAUACACCAGAGAGGCUUAUUUAGAACUGGUUGAACGGGUUAGAGAAGUUCUACCAAACGUGGGUCUCUCCACUGACAUGAUCUGUGGUUUCUGCGGUGAGACCGAAGAUCAGUUCCUUGAGACAUUGUCUCUGAUGGAUAUAGUUGAUUACAACGUCGCCUUCUUGUUCCCAUACAGCAUGAGAGAGAAAACAACAGCCUAUCGCCGUUAUAAAGACGACGUUCCAGAACAUGUAAAAAAAGACAGACAUCGGAGAAUGGUCGAGUUAUACAGAAAGAAAUGUCAGAGAUUGAAUGAAGAAGAGAUUGGGAACAUACAUCUUGUGUUAGUGGAAGGAAUAGUCCCUAAAACGGGUCAACUGCUUGGAAGGAAUGAAUUGUAUAUAAAAGUGGUGUUCGAUCAAACUGUUCUACCAUCAGGUGGAGGAGGAAGACAAAUUACACCUGGAGACUAUAUAGCUGUUAGGAUAGUAUCAGCUAAGUCAUCAGUUUUGACCGGAGAAGCUUUGUAUCAUACAAGUAUUGGACAGUUUUACAGGGACUAUGGCUGGUCUGAAAGAUUUGCUCUUAGAAAUUAA
This is a messenger RNA of Danaus chrysippus (African queen), 1752 nucleotides long. The record is from the annotation of a GenBank genome assembly. Lineage: Eukaryota; Metazoa; Arthropoda; Insecta; Lepidoptera; Nymphalidae.